AUGGAUGAUGCUCAUGAAGAAAAAGGAAAGGAAAGCGUCUGGUCACCCGAUAUCGAAGAAAGCUUUUUUGAGGCACUGGCCGUCUAUCCACCGUGUGGACGCCGGAAAAUCAUACUAUCUGAAGAACACAAAAUGUUCGGUCGGAACGAGUUGAUAGCUCGAUACAUAAAACUGAGGACUGGAAAGACAAGAACACGCAAACAGGUUUCAAGCCAUAUUCAAGUUCUUGCUCGGAGAAAUGGAAGAACCAUAGUGACAAACCGUGGCAUUCAAACACACCUUCUCCCUUCAUUGAGAAACGCGUAUUUAAUCAACGGGAGAACAAACGAUCCAAUGAGUAUGCUUCCCGACGUGCGCCUAACUCUAUUUCGAGUCGAUUUCGUGGCACCUGAACUUCCGGUAAGACUAGGUUCUACUAAAGAAUCCUAA
This is a messenger RNA of Echinococcus granulosus, 429 nucleotides long. RefSeq names its product Transcriptional enhancer factor TEF-3. The transcript is spliced from 3 exons. Gene Ontology annotation, biological process: embryonic organ development; hippo signaling; regulation of transcription by RNA polymerase II. Bases 1 to 429 code for a protein of 142 amino acids. The record is from RefSeq and is a predicted model, not a curated record. Gene Ontology annotation, molecular function: RNA polymerase II cis-regulatory region sequence-specific DNA binding; DNA-binding transcription factor activity, RNA polymerase II-specific. Gene Ontology annotation, cellular component: transcription regulator complex. Lineage: Eukaryota; Metazoa; Platyhelminthes; Cestoda; Cyclophyllidea; Taeniidae.